This is a messenger RNA of Paecilomyces variotii, 792 nucleotides long. RefSeq lists its product as hypothetical. The transcript is spliced from 4 exons. NCBI's taxonomy places the organism in Eukaryota, Fungi, Ascomycota, Eurotiomycetes, Eurotiales, Thermoascaceae. The record is from RefSeq and is a predicted model, not a curated record. The coding region runs from base 1 to 792 and encodes 263 amino acids.
AUGGCGUCUUCAAACACUGUCCUUUUCGAAACUGGUGCCGAAUGGCUCGCUGAGGCCCGGCGAAGAAACAUCGCCCACAAGUCCAUAAAGACUUGUAGCGACCUACGAUCUGGCUCGAAGGUUACGGAAGAGCAAUUCUUGCUCUUCCGGACUCUGGUCCCCUCGGUCGAACACAGAUUCGACCCCAAUGUGUUUGGACUUGCCGCGCAAUAUUCGCAAGCCGCUGGUCCUGGGCUACCUACCUGUCAGUGGAAUGGGGAUAGAAUCCCACUGGAAGCAGACUUUGGGGCCCCUGCUGGCAGCUUUAUUGCUGUCACAGACGGCCAGCUCCAAAAUAUAACGAGAAAAUGGAAUAUCGAGCCAGAUCGAAGCUCGCCCGUCGAUCUGACUGGGCUACCCACCAGUCAGUGGAAUGGGGAUAGAAUCCCACUGCGAGCAGACUUUGGGGGCCCUGCAGGCAGCUUUAUUGCUGUUACAGAUGGCCAGCUCCAAGAUAUAACGAACAAUUGGAAUAUCGAGCCAGAUCGAAGCUCGCCCGUCGUUGGGCUACCUACCUGUCAGUGGAAUGGGGAUAGAAUCCCACUGGAAGCAGACUUUGGGGGCCCUGCAGGCAGCUUUAUUGCUGUUACAGAUGGCCAGCUCCAAGCUGUGACAGAUAAACGGAUUCUGGCACUCGUCGAGUGCAAGCGCUGGGAGAGGGACAGACACAGUCCUCAAGUUGAGGUGCAGGAGACUGCCCAGAUGGUCGCCUGGAUUAAGGAAUUUCCGGACACUGCUACGAGACCUUGGUGA